Plasmodium gallinaceum is the source of this 2196-nucleotide messenger RNA. RefSeq names its product heat shock protein 90, putative (gene HSP90). Gene Ontology annotation, biological process: protein stabilization; cellular response to heat; protein folding. The record is from RefSeq and is a predicted model, not a curated record. Bases 1 to 2196 code for a protein of 731 amino acids. The transcript has 2 exons. Lineage: Eukaryota; Apicomplexa; Aconoidasida; Haemosporida; Plasmodiidae. Gene Ontology annotation, cellular component: plasma membrane; perinuclear region of cytoplasm; cytosol. Gene Ontology annotation, molecular function: ATP hydrolysis activity; ATP-dependent protein folding chaperone; ATP binding.
AUGUCGAAAGAAACAUUUGCAUUUAAUGCCGAUAUAAGGCAAUUAAUGAGCUUGAUCAUUAAUACUUUUUAUAGUAAUAAGGAAAUUUUUUUAAGAGAACUUAUUAGCAAUGCUAGUGAUGCUCUUGAUAAAAUUAGAUAUGAAGCUAUAACAGAUCCACAAAAAUUAUCUGCAGAACCCGAAUUUUUUAUUAGAAUUAUUCCAGAUAAAACUAAUAACACUUUAACUAUUGAAGAUUCUGGUAUUGGUAUGACAAAAAAUGAUUUAAUUAACAAUUUGGGUACUAUUGCUAGAUCAGGAACUAAAGCUUUUAUGGAAGCCAUUCAAGCUAGUGGAGAUAUUUCUAUGAUUGGACAAUUUGGUGUAGGUUUUUAUUCAGCCUAUUUAGUUGCUGAUCAUGUUGUAGUUAUUUCAAAAAAUAACGACGAUGAACAAUAUGUUUGGGAAUCAGCAGCUGGUGGAUCAUUCACAGUUACGAAAGAUGAAACUAAUGAAAAGAUAGGAAGAGGAACUAAAAUAAUUUUACACUUAAAAGAUGAUCAAUUAGAAUAUUUGGAAGAAAAAAGAAUUAAAGAUUUAGUUAAAAAACAUUCUGAAUUUAUCUCCUUCCCAAUUAAAUUGUACUGUGAAAGGCAAAACGAAAAGGAAAUAACUGCAUCUGAAGAGGAAGAAGAUGGAGAAAAGAAAAAAGAUGAAAAUGAAGAAGAUAAAGAGAAAAAAGAAGAAACAGAAGAAGAUAAAGAAAAAAAAGAAGAUAAUGAAGAAGAUAAGACUGAUCAUCCAAAAGUAGAAGAUGUUACUGAAGAAUUAGAAAAAGCAGAAAAAAAAAAAAAAGAAAAAAAAAAAAAAAAAGUACAUACAGUUGAACAUGAAUGGGAAGAAUUAAAUAAACAAAAACCAUUAUGGAUGAGAAAACCAGAAGAAGUUACCAACGAAGAAUAUGCAAGCUUUUAUAAAUCCUUAACAAAUGAUUGGGAAGAUCAUUUAGCUGUCAAACAUUUUUCUGUAGAAGGUCAAUUAGAAUUUAAAGCUUUGUUAUUCAUUCCCAAAAGAGCUCCUUUUGAUAUGUUUGAAAAUAGAAAAAAAAGAAAUAAUAUUAAAUUAUAUGUUAGAAGAGUUUUUAUUAUGGACGAUUGCGAAGAAAUUAUUCCUGAAUGGCUUAACUUUAUUAAGGGUGUUGUUGAUUCUGAAGAUUUACCACUUAAUAUUUCAAGAGAAUCAUUGCAACAAAAUAAAAUUUUAAAAGUUAUUAAAAAAAAUCUUAUUAAGAAAUGUUUAGAUAUGUUCACAGAAUUAGCAGAAAAUAAAGAAAAUUAUAAGAAGUUUUAUGAACAAUUCAGUAAAAAUCUUAAAUUAGGAAUUCAUGAAGAUAAUGCAAACAGAGCAAAGAUCACUGAAUUACUUAGAUUCCAAACAUCAAAAUCAGGUGAUGAAACAAUUGGAUUAAAAGAAUAUGUAGAUAGAAUGAAGGAAAAUCAAAAAGAUAUCUAUUACAUAACAGGAGAAUCUAUUACUGCAGUAGCUAAUUCACCAUUUUUAGAAGCUUUAACUAAAAAAGGUUAUGAAGUUAUUUAUAUGGUUGACCCAAUUGAUGAAUAUGCAGUACAACAAUUAAAAGAUUUUGAUGGUAAGAAAUUGAAAUGUUGUACAAAAGAAGGAUUAGAUAUUGAUGAUACAGAAGAAGCAAAGAAGGAUUUUGAAACAUUGAAAGCAGAAUAUGAAGGAUUAUGUAAAGUAAUUAAAGAUGUAUUACAUGAAAAAGUAGAAAAGGUUGUUGUUGGCCAAAGAAUAACAGAUUCUCCAUGUGUUUUAGUUACAUCUGAAUUUGGAUGGUCAGCAAAUAUGGAAAGAAUUAUGAAAGCACAAGCAUUAAGAGAUAAUUCUAUGACUAGUUACAUGUUGUCUAAAAAAAUUAUGGAAAUUAAUGCUCGUCAUCCAAUUAUCUCUGCUUUAAAACAAAAAGCUGAUGCAGAUAAAUCAGACAAAACUGUGAAAGAUUUAAUAUGGUUAUUGUUUGAUACUUCAUUAUUAACUUCUGGUUUUGCUCUUGAAGAACCAACUAUAUUCUCAAAGAGAAUACACAGAAUGAUUAAAUUAGGAUUGUCAAUUGAUGAAGAAGAGAACAAUGAUAUUGAAUUACCACCACUUGAAGAAACUGUUGAAGGAACUGAUUCAAAAAUGGAAGAAGUUGACUAA